AGAAGCCACACUCCGAUGAUGCUUCUACCGCUUAAAGCAAGGGAAGAUCUGGAUGCAACGUCUAUCAUCUCGUGACUAUAUCGCUGAAGGAAUCUCUAGAAGGGAAUCGUGACCAUGGAGCCCAAUCAACGGGGGUUGCCGCCCAAUACAUCACCUCUUACCAUCGAAGUAUCGUUGAAUCGUCGACGGAAAGACCUCCCUGCAGACAGCAUCUCUGCAGUACAAGUCAAGCACGACGCCAGUGUUUCCCUGAAGUUGCCUUUCUUGAAACCAUUCCGUUAUCGAUCGGAGGCUUUUGUUGUCCUUUCAUCUGCGUCACCUAGUGCUCUUGACACCAAGUUUCUCAACUCUGUGGAACACUUCCCAAAUGCCUCUACGAUUGAGUCACAGGGUUCGAAAUUUACAAGAGGUGCUUUAAAAGCAAAUGGAGAAGAGUGUAAUCAGUGUGUUUCUGAUCACACCGAAAAGCUAAAUGGUGGAGUGAACUGCAGAUCACGUGAACCGGAGGCUGGUAAAUCGAAUCGGUCAAACUUCAAUGGUAAUGGCUGCGGGUCAGAGGAAAAGGCACUUAGGAAACAGAGAGCACUUGACAAGGAUACCACACGACAUUGCUCACCUUUGCAACGACAGCGUCGAGUGCAAUUUGAAAUUAAUAACGAUCAUGUAAAUGAUCCAUCUACCAUUGAUAAUUGUUUGGAAACAGAAAAGCUGAUGGGAGAUUGUAGAGAAGAUUCUUCUAGUAAGAACUGGAAUCCCAUCAACGAACUCAAAAAGUUCAUAGAAGAAGAGAAGGGGCAACACACUUUGCCAAACGAUGUUGCCUCGAAAGAACCUUGUGAACAGUUGGAAACCAGUACAGAUUCCGUCGAAUCAACAUCCGAGAUCAAUCCCUUGUGGGUUCUCGAUUCAAUAACAGCAUCUGUAGAAAAAUGUAACUCUCCUGCCUAUGAAACAAUUUUUGAAGAUGAGGUAGAUGGUGAGAUAGAUAGUCGUUCCGAUGAAACAGCACAAAAUGCUUGUUCUGAGGAGGCGAGUAAGAAAGACAUUUCUGGUGCUUUUGGAGAUGGAAGGACAGUUCCUCAGAACACAGAGGAAGGUGUGGAGAAUAAACGACUCUCGCAGGGUAGUGAUGGGUCGUUUGGAUUUGAACCACACUAUGAAGAGGAUUUCAGUGGAUAUGUGGAAGGAAAGGAAUACUUUAAGAACUUGCCAACAUUCCAUCGUCUCCUGACAAGUGUCGAACAGGAGGAACUAGAUGACGAGCAACGUCAGAAGAACGAAUUGACUGCAUUACGGCUUGAAGAGCAGGUACCAGGACUGCAUGAGCAAAGUGACUAUGCCCAGGACAUGAUGGACACCCAUGCAAUGCGGACGGAAUACUGGGACUAUCCAUACCCUUCUAGAAGUGAUGCCUUUGACCAGGCCAUGAGGUCUGAAGAUAAGAGUGAACUUAUAGCGAAUAUGAGAAUGAAGAUCCGAGGGCGGUUAAGACAGCCUGGUAAUUCAAGUGGUGAUAGUGGAUGUCAUGACACUGAUGUGAAUCAUAGCUCAAUGGAUGAAUCAGACUCUACACAUCGUAUGCAUUCUCCCAACGAACAUGGCCAAGAAGUAAUUCAACAAGACACAACACAGACUCAAGAAGAAACGACUAAUCACACGGCAGAUUUUAGUAAAAAUAGAGAAGAUGAGAAAAUAGAAACCCCACUGGAAACAGAAGCUCCUUCUCCAGAACAAUUAUCUUCAAAUAGAAGGCAGAUCCUUGAAGGUCUUAAAAGAUUAAUUUCAUCUUCAGAAGAAACAUGUUACAGUAUGCCAGUUCCAGAAGACUGUAAUCAUCAAUCUGGUACACCAAAUUGUAACAGUUGUACCGAAUCUCGGUCAGAGAAUGAAGCACCCUCUAUCCCUGCAAGGCCAAUGACCCACGAACAGCUCAAAUUCAUACGCUAUGAAAACAUAACAAUAGUUAAGAAACGCGUGAACGGAGAAAGAAAUGGAUAUGAAGACAGUGACAAGGGUAGUCAAGCACACUCAUAUACCCAGAGCAACAAACAAGGUGCAGAUAAAUGUGACAACGAGAGUUCGAGAACUGAAAAGAACAAGAAGGCAAGAAUUGAAGAAUCAAUUGCGGAACCUAUUGAUAUUAAUUUGUCUGACCCUGAGGUAUUAGAAGCAACGAAGAGAAUGCAAUUGGCCUUUCGCAAGAGAAAGGAACUACAUGGAUCGAGAAAGUUUAGAUCAGUGCAGAGAAUAAGAACUGAAUCAGAUUCAAUCUCGUAUAGAUGUUCAGAACUUGGUAGUUCAGCGUCUUUAGAAAAACGUCAUCCGUUCCCGGGUGAUGUUUCAAUGGAGAAUGGUGAAGUUCAGAUGAACAAGCAUCAUUCGCUUCCAUCCGAUUUCAUGCACUCUCGCUCAGAAUGCAAUCUUAGUGGUGAGGAUUCAUUGCCCACUUCGUUCAAGAACAAAGACAUGACAAAGGAGAGGAUAUGCAAGAAGUUAUCCCGACAAAAAUCUGUAUCCCAAUAUCAGCCCUUUCCUGUCUCAUUAACUGAAAUGCGAGAGCAAACAUUAACAGAGAGUAACUUGACGAAUCAAUCCGUUUAUGAAAAUGACCAGGAAAUAGAGCUUUGUGAAAGCGCAAACCAUAGUAUGGUUUUGUCAGAAGAAGCAAGUGUCGAAGAAGUAUCAGUUACCAAGUUUUCUCCUCAUGUGCUUUCAUCUUCAAGUAAGGUUUGUGAGAUGGUGAAGCCGAAUAGUGCACUCUCCGAAACAGCCGAAGGCGAAGAUGUCGAUAAGAAGCUGAAAUGUAUCAUGGACAGUGACCAACAAUCACCGAAUACCUCACAAAAUGUUCAGCGAGAGUCCGUACCUGACGCUCUGCAGGAGCCUGACAUUGAUCUCAAAGAUCCCAAGGUCCAGGAUGCAUCUAAGAUGAUUCAGCAAGUCUUUCGUCGCAAGAAGUUGCACAGCAAGAGGAGCAAGGGGUCAGUAGAAGAGAAGGCGUGUAAGAAAGUACAAGCCAACAAAGCCUCUUCUGGAAAUGCGGGAUCAUUUCCAGAUACCCCUAUUAUCAAAGAAAACCCGAAGGCAUCGGACUUUGAGAUAACGGAUUCUCCUUUGAUAUUAAACACUGACACCACCGUAAAUGUAGUAAUUGCUGAUGAUGAUCUUGAUAAACACACCUUGUCAAAUGAACAGCAACUUGUGGACCGAACUGAAAAUACGUCGACAGCGAAUGGAAUAGAAUCAAGUGACGUUCCUGAUGAAAUUACACCUGCUCCAGUCAGCUAUCAAACAUACAAAGGUGUGAUGAUUGUCAAUGACAAGUUGUCAAACCAGCUAGAAAGUGAUUCUAAACCACCCUCACCGGAUGGUGGAAACAUCAUUCAUGCAGAUGCGAACGCCAAUUUCCGUUCAUCUUUUGACAAGAGCCAAAUGAUUAGACGAGCUUCAUCGAUUAGCGAGGCCAGUCUAGGUGAUGACAUCGACAUCGAUCUCCUGGAUGCCGAAGUAAAGGCGGUAACCGAGAAACUUCGAGGUGUGUCGUUUGAUGAAAUAUCUCCAAAUGAUGGGAAACUACAAGACAAUGAAUCAACAAAAGAGAUGAAUCUAGAACUUAAGGAGCAGGAUGCUGGAAACGAAAUAUCAACAGAACCACAAUCUUCUGCUAACCUUUUAGAUGAACCACUGGUCAAAGAGCAGGUAAGCGAGACGUCUAAGACAAUUGAGAAGGUAGAUAUUGAUUUAUCAGACCCCGAUGUUCAGAAGACAGCGUUCAAACUUCAAAGUGCCUUUUGGAAAAAGAGGACUUCUAGCAAAGCUAAGUCACAUACUACCUCCUCUAAGGAAGCAAUACGUGGAAAGAAAAGCGCUAGUGUUACCUCGAAGAAUGAGAAUGGGAGCUUAAUAGGAAAUAAAUUAGCAAAGGUGGAAUCAAUAGAGGCUCAGAGGAACCUCAAUGAUCUAGAUACUAAUGUGAACGAUACAAGGGAAUCACUUAAUGAAAUAUCUGAAAGACAAGGAGCAUUAACCUCAACACUGAAAUGCAAGGAGGGUGAUAAAGCAUUGCAAUGUACCAACAAUGACAGAACAGGAACACGUCCACAAAGCUCAAAUACAAACACGGGCAAUCUCGUCUCGACAUCAUCAAAAAAGGCGGAUGAGAUCGACAUAGACUUGAAUGAUACCAAAGUUAAAGAAGUGACAAAGAAAAUUCAGAACAUAUUCAAAAGAAAGAGAAAUCCAACGAAGACGGGUGAGACUGCUGGUAAGGGUGAGUCUAAGAAAUCUCUCGUCAGGUUGAAGUCGAAUGCUGCUAUUUCAUUAGGUUCAAAGCAUCAAACAAAGCCGAUGAUAUCGACCUCGUUUUUAGAUCGCGGUGAAAAGGGGAGAAAUGAUACCAAGCCAUCGAUGAUAUCAACUGAUUGCCAUGGCAACACUGACGACGAUGAGGGGAUAAUGCGGACUUCUAAUGGAUGUAGUGUAGGAGAACUUGGAAAGACUAGUGGCGGAGUCGUUAAAGAUAGCGAAAUAGGAGAUCUCACAGGAACAUCAGGUGAUAAGACGGAAUCACAGAGGAUAAAGGAAAGCCCCGCUCUGCCGAGCGUUGAUGAACGUGUCUCCUCAAAAACCGACUCAGUGACAUCAGACAAGCCUACGACUCCUAGCAUACCUUGCGAUGAUGGCAAUGAAAGCACAGCCGCUGAUGACGUCAAUAAUUCAGCACAUUCUGGUCCCGAUCAGUCGUCUUUGGCUGAAGGUGCGAAAGGUGAUAAGUUCAAUCUUGACAAAAAUGGAAGUAGACCUGUCAGUUCCGUACACUAUGCUGAUGUCGAGCAUUCUCAAAUACCCCCUUCAUCACCCACCGCUUCGUUGCUGCAAAUGCAUGAUGAAGUUGACAUCGAGAGGCUGAUGAUGACUUCAAUGACGACGAAAGAAAGUAAUGGACAUGUGAAAAUAAGCAACAACCCUGUCUCAUAUUCUCUGACGUCAUUGACCACCGCUCCGCUCAGUCGACGAACCCGUGAUCGAGAAGAUGAGGUCGAUAGUACUCGUUUGAAAUCAACCUCGACGACUGGUAUCAAUGGAAAAUCGCUUCAUGGCUAUCAUGACCAGGCAUCGGAUGACACUGAGUAUGAGACGGCCUACUCAGAUUUCUCGGACAGGGUAGAUGAACUAGAGAGGACGCUCGUCCAAGAAGAUAACAUGACAGAACUGGUACAGAUGGAGCCUUCUAUCCAACAUCACUCUCCUCGAUUUCUGAUUCGACCAAAGAGCGCAUCCUGUUUCCAUGGAGAUCGUGCUCGCUUUGUUUGCUGUAUAACAGGCUCACCCCGACCCGACAUCAGUUGGUUUGCUUCAGGUAAAGUGAUAAGACCCGAGAGAGACGACCGUUUGAAAAUCACAGACUACAGCGAAGACAACGAUGGCAAUGCUGGGGAUGACGCAUGCGCACUGGUGUCCAUUCUAGACAUCGUCGAGGUCAAGUUGGUGGACACGGGCGAGUACGCAUGCGUGGCUAUCAACUCGCAGGGUCAAGCAUUCACUUCCGCCCAACUCAAUGUCGAGGCACCAGAUCCUGGACUGACUGAUCCAUCUACGAGAGAUGAAAAUGACAGGUUGUCUGACGACCCUAAAAACGAGACAUCAAACAAGAACCUCGUCAACGCUGAAUCAAACCUGCAGGACCAGGUACACAUCUCAUCAGCAUCACUUCCUAGACAGAAGGUCCAAGCCCUUGUAGGAUCAAAGGCGUCUUUCUUCUGCCCUGUUGAAGGUGAGCCAUUCCCAGAUGUGAAAUGGUUUAAAGAUGACAUCCUCAUCACAUGUAACCAUGGUGAUGACCGCAUCACUAUUAGAGUUGAAGGUUGCAUCCAUUGUCUUCACAUCCGGGACAUCUCGCUUUCUGAUGCGGGUACAUAUGUGUGUAGUGCCGCCAAUGAUAAUGGAAUGGUGCUUUGUGUCAGCCUCUUGGAAGUGCAAGAAUCUUCAGGACCGACAGAAGAAAAUCAGCAGGUGAAACAGCGCACUCCGAUGUUGGUAAUUUCAGAGCCUGCAAUGUUCAGACAGUCUACCAGAGAACCCGCAUCCGUCGUAUCAACCAAAACCAGUAACGAGGAGACAGUUGUUCCCUUCGGUGAUUUAAACUCCGAUACCCCAAACCAUAGCAGCAGGAUCAGCUUCGAUGGAGAUGGGAUGAGGACGGUUAGAACUGACACUGUAGAAGAUUCAAGUAACAGUCCUCUAACAAACUCAGGUGGAGUAAACGACGAAAAUACUGAUGAAAUCCUAAGCUCAGUUUUGUCGAAGUAUGGUCCUGGAAAAUCCCAACAGAGUAUCUGCGAUGAUAGAUUAAGUGUUGCCAGCAAUGAUGGAGUGACGUGUAAGGAAUCGAACAGCUCGGAGACUUACGCAUCAGCAGAAGGGCCGCCAAGUGAUGAUAAUAAGCAAACUAAGAACAAAGUCUCAACUGCCACUUUUACCUCUGAAGGUAACGGUCUGACCGAGCCUAAACAUCAUAAAGGCUCUAAGCGGAGAUCGUCCCGUCGCAAUCAUGUCAAGUCACCAACAAAACUUAACCAUUCCCUGUCGCCAGCAGAUAAAGACAUCAUCGAAUUCGCUGAUAUAGACGACGUUAAUAGUCUGACGAGAAGUAAAUCCCCUAGAAAAAAGCGGUCAUCUAGUCGAAGAAAGAAAUCUCCCAUGCAUUCUAAGAAUGUAGAAAGGGUUCGCUUAGAUCUUGAAAAGGCCGAAGAGCUUACUGAGAAAGUUGAUUCGUGUCUGGACAUCAUCGAUGACCUGCUGACCCUGACUUCUUAUGAUGAAAAUGAAAAUGAAACAGAAGAAAAGUUGCGCCAAAAGUUGGACACACUGGUUCACAAGUUCGGCGACUCUGAAUCAGAUGCAGGAAGCUUGAGCUCCAUAAGGAGUACACCUUCGCAUCGCAGAAAAGAAAGGUUAAGGAAGGUAGAUCUUUUACAUAUGUCAGACAGCAAUGGGGAAUAUCUGGAUGGAUCUGAUGUGAAUAUAAAUGUAUCCAGGAUUCAUAGUGAUGGUAAUAUUUGGGGGCAGUGCAGUCUUGAGGAUUCACUGAAGGUAAUGUCUGAACUAGUGGGAAAUAUAUCAAUGACUGUACGCGAUCCAGGCUUGGAAGCUGAUGGCGUUGCCCAAACCAAUCCAGCAGAACCCGUCGUUAAUGGUCAAGAGACAAAUUUGAACAAUAACAACAGCAUUAAUCGGAAAGAAAUGGCUGGUACGGAUCUGCUCACUGGGCAUAAAGUCAAAAGAACACCGCUUCGUGAUCUGUUAAAGCAUAGUUUGUUCAGCCAAGAUUUAACGACGACAAGGCUUCGUCGGAGGCCUCUACCUGUUACAAAGUCACUAGACUCGAUAGAUGAUAAUACACACAUUCCUCGCAGCUCUGAUAGAAGUCGGAGACACAGUUUCGGUAGUUUGUAUGCACCUAGAUUAACACGACCAUCGCGAAAUCCUCUCUUGAGGACCUUAUCGAUAAGGAGACGCAAUCGUGCUCAUUCAACUGAUUCUUCUUCAAGCGAUGAUGACGUUCCUGAAAGGCUUCAAGGUAGGACCAUUGCCCUUCGUCCUAGACCACUGGACAUUGGACAAGCCUCCGAUGAUUGCCCAUCUCACGCAGAAUCCUCCGAUUCACUAACAAUCCACCUGGAAGAUAAAUUCCAACAGUUUCCUGAUGGCGACAGACUGUCCUCUCCAAUCGGUUUUGGAGACAGCGAUUGGAGUUUAGAAGAACACAGUCUACCUGAUCCUCUAAGUAGAACACGUCUAUCCGAUGAUGUGGAUUUUAUAUCUGGUACAGGGGGCUCUUCGGAACAUGCAGCUGAUCAAAGUGCACCUGAUUUGUUUAACGGUACGAUUGGUGAGAAAUCAUUAGCUGCGGGUCAGCACAGGAAGCACAGUAUAGACCAAAGUGGAAAUCAAUCAAAUCGAUGUAUUGAUACAGACUUCGGUUCUCAACAUGAAAAUACUAUCGGAGAAUCAUUGAAAGUAGUUCAUGGGGACCAAGCAUCACAGAACGGCGGGAAACGUGUAUCGACAGAAGACGUACAGACACAUAGGAUACCCCAGGAAAUCGGUUUAUAUACCAAAGACAAAGAAGUGGACAAUGGAGAUGAUCCAUCCGAUACUACACUUAAUAUAUCGAGAAAUGAUAAUGACUUUAGUUCUGGUGUUAGCCCAUAUUCGACAGAUGUAUAGAUUAGACCUUAAGACCUAACCAUUCUGCCUUGUACUUCAGUGCACUUAUCGUAAACUCUUUCAUAUGGAAUGAGAUACAUGGUGUGUGUUGGAAACAGUGCAAUAUUUCUUACAUCAACCGAUAGGAUUUGUACAUCUUA
Molecule: messenger RNA, 8369 nt
Organism: Strongylocentrotus purpuratus (purple sea urchin)
Lineage: Eukaryota; Metazoa; Echinodermata; Echinoidea; Camarodonta; Strongylocentrotidae
Exons: 12
Coding region: 115-8229 (2704 amino acids)
Source: RefSeq, a predicted model, not a curated record